AUGAAGGCAGACAAAUCAGACAAGAACCCAACGCCAACGACUGAAAGCCGAAAACGCAAAACUGCUGAGAAGCCUGCGGCAGAUUUAUUGGAUACGCAAUCCGACAGAGAGGCAUACAGGCUGAAAUUGACGAAGUGGGCAGACGGUGCUCUUUGCACUGUGCGGAGUUCAAUAUUCUGGAUGAUUCUUCAUGUGUCUGAGAAGGUCCGCUCACCAUUGUCUCACUUUCUGGCUUGGGUGCAGAAAGCUUCCAAUGACCGGAUGAUCCAGCAGCUCGUGACACACAAGGCAGCCGAGUUUCAGCUCGAGUUCGAUCAGCUGCUACAAACGUUCGAUACUUGGUUUGCUGAGACGGUUCAGGAGGCUAGAGCGCACGACGUGCCUCGAGACAUCAUGACUCUGCUGCGCACGCUGAGCUUCAAGCUGUUGGUACAUGCGUCAGGCAGUUUCCACAUGCGUAUUGGGAUGCAUGUGCAAAGGUGGCCCUUCAAGCUUUUUUUGCUGUUGGCCAGUGCUCCUACUGUACGUUGCUCGCGUCGCCAGCGAGUGGCAAAGGAACUUCUCGACACACCAGACGCAGACCUCGAAGCAAACUGUCGGAAGCUCAAGUCCCGCUGCCGAAGCGAGCUUGAGUAUGUGGCGAGCGAAGGCAAGUUCGAUAUGCAAAACCCAGUGCUUUACGGCAUCGUUUCGACGAUGGCAGAAUUGUUGAAAGGCGACACUCAACUUGUCGAGUCGAUAAACUCGAUCAUACGUUUGGUCGGAGAAAGAUGCCCAAGCAUAGAUUUGCAAACAAUGUCAGCAAGGAUCGUUGUCAAAAAGGCGGCCAAGGGUGAGCUUGGCGAAGCAGGUGCAGCCGCCAAGCGAUGGUCCAAUGUGUUGAAGCUUGCCAAACCAUUGUUGUUGGAGCUAACUGCAGCAGGCACCACGUUCCAGUCCAUCUUGAGAGAGGAGGGUCGUUUUGCUCAGCCUACUCGCACCAGCAUGGCUUGCUUGGAUGAUGCGCUUCGAAACACAGACAUCACCAAAGCGUUGCCAGACCUCAAGCAGGACUCGCACAAACGGUGGGCGACUUCGCAAGCGAGGGAUCUGAAGAAAGCUGUGGAUGCAGCGAGACGAGAAUCAAAAAGACUCCAGGCCUACGCCCCGUUGCAGCCGGGAUCGCUUGUGAUUGUUUGCCUGCGGCCUGCCUCCAACCGGGAUCAACGUUUCUGGCUUCUCCAUGUGGGCAGCUAUCGUAGCAUGAUGUUCUUGCGACAACUCAAUGCACGAUCAGAUGGAUCGCUGACGCUCAGCGAAGACACGGAGAUUUUCACUUCAGUGGAGUUGCUCGUGGGGUGGCGGAAUCAGUGCUUCGAUGCACAGGCACCAGAAACGGUCGAAGCAUUGUGCUUCAGUGCUGUGCAUUUGCGUGGCCAAGCUCUCACAUUGCUAGAUUCGAAGGAGACGGUCAACACCGCCGAUUCAUUGGCGUCGCUUUCGCCACUGUCUCUGGAUAAUGCUUUCCUGGGUGAAGCUGCGAUUGCUGCAGUCAUCAAGAAGUCGAAGGACUCGAAGGGGUCCAUCGCAGCGAGCGCCAGCGAUGUUGGACCGGCUGUAGUGGAGGAUAGGCCGGCGGAGACUGCGGAAAUGGAAGGCGGAGCCAAUGAUGAUAUCGGCGACGGCGGCAGCGAUGAGGGCCUGUUGCUAUCUGGUUAUGGAUUCAGCGAUGAUGUUGAGCAGUCAACGUUGCUUGCAAAAGAGAUGGACGAGGAGCUAGGAACUUCUGUGGUGGCUGCAAUGAAUGCUGGCAACAUCAAGAGACAUCAGUCUACUGUGGAUGCAGUGCAAGCUGAUGUGCUCGACGAAGCAGUGGCAAAGGUUCAAGAGAUAUACGGUAAAUCGAACAUUGUCUUGACACCAGAUGAACUCGAGGAGGAGGCGUUGUUGCUUGUUAUUCGUGAACUGAAUGCCGGCAAGACAGGUGCAGAAUCAAGUGAAGCACAACCGAAGAAGGCUGCUAAGACGGCAGUGGCAGACAGCCUCUGGCAAGGUGGUCGAAAGCAGAAAGGCAAGAAAGGGCCAGCAACCGCUAAGGCUGCAAAGAAGGAUCACCAGUGUUUGGAAGAUGACGAGAUGUUCCUGCAACGAUUGCUGGCUGACCAGUGGAAGGAUGACGAUGAUAAUGAAGAUCAACAUGAGGAGGGCAAAAUGGCCAGAGCUGGUGUUCUUGCGGACGCGGCCUCUUCGUCCAGUUCGUUUGCUCCCCCCAGAGCUUAUGAACAGUGGAAGAAAGCGACAACGAAGACAUUGGAAUCGCUGGUUGAUCGACUCAGCCGUUGCAGGCUAGGUAUUGCUCACAAUGACGAGGUUAGCUUCUUGGUGAGUCUGCCUGCUGAACUCCAGCAGGGAAGUAUUCUUGAGGAGGCGGAUGAGCAUGCGGGCGGGGGCAAUUCGCUUGAGUUGGUCUGCGUUCGUUGGACUGAUGCUGGAAACAGGCUUGGGCGUUCUUGCAGGUUGGAUUCGCAGGAUCGAGUGGUUUGGGCUCCUGCAACAAUGUUUGGUGUAGCUGUGAUAUCUGAGCACUGGCCAGCAAACAGGUUUUCAGACCUUAUCCAUGCCACUGGUGCCCAGUCACGCAAAUACAGAGGGUCACUGCGAGAUGGUUUCCCUGAGCCAGUAAAGCGUUUCUUGGCUUUUGCACGGUUGCUGAUGAGAUAUGCCAACGGCGACGAUUCUUGGAUGAGUGUUGGAAGGUUGUUCUGGUAG
This is a messenger RNA of Symbiodinium sp. CCMP2456, 2748 nucleotides long. NCBI's taxonomy places the organism in Eukaryota, Dinophyceae, Suessiales, Symbiodiniaceae. The record is from the annotation of a GenBank genome assembly.